Molecule: messenger RNA, 1353 nt
Organism: Penicillium soppii
Lineage: Eukaryota; Fungi; Ascomycota; Eurotiomycetes; Eurotiales; Aspergillaceae
Exons: 2
Coding region: 1-1353 (450 amino acids)
Source: RefSeq, a predicted model, not a curated record
AUGACUACUGCACAACCGGUGCACCAUGGCGAGGGUGGGAAUGGGUUACCCGGUCAUCUCGUCAACCAUCUUCCUCGCUAUCAUCCUAUCGCUAUGAAUCCUAAUCCACCACCUCACAUGCCACAUCCAGACAUGGUGCAAAACCACCACUAUCGUCACCACUUUACACCAAUGCAUGAGCAACAUCCACAAGGAGUCCCUCCAGUACACAGCCCAGCAAGCCUGGAACAUAUCGAAGCUCGGCUUCGGCAUCUAGAGCAUGAAGAAAUGGCCCGGAACGCAACCCGAAGCCGCAUUCUGGCAAUGCGCAAGCACGAGGACGAGGAGUUUCGAGCAAUGACAGAGCGAGCCGAGGCCGAAGAAGAGGAUCUUCGAAGGCAACGUAAAAAAAUCAAAAGAGAGUCCAUGGGCUUAGGGCUCAACGCCGCAUCAGACUCGCCGCCUCUCCGUCCAACACCACCCCGCCGACUAUCAGAAACCAGCGCAGCAACAACACUGGCCUUCUUCAAACAGCAAAGUCCCCCCGAGCCCCGCCAAGCACCUCACCCACCAACAUCCCAAACACCAAUGCCGCCACCACCACACAUGCACGCCCAACCCCAACCACACCACCAACCACCCCCUCAAUCCCACCCAAUCGUCUCCCACGACUCACUACACAGCGCGGGCUCCAUCCGCCGCAAACAAAAAUACACCAUCAAAAACGUCGAGGCCUGGGGCGAGCGCCACGGCCGACCAGCAGCCCACGACCCCUCCGGCCGAGCCCUUUGGAAGCGCCCCUCAGACAACAGCCUAGUGUACCUAACCUGCCCAAUUCACGGCUGCGGCAAAUCAGACUUCGUAACGCUGCACGGCUUCAUGUGCCACCUGACAAAGAAACACAAAGACCGCACGCUGGGCAGCCAAAGCCGCGCCCUGGAAGUCUGUGGCGUCGUCUACGACCCCAACGCGCCCCUCCCGCCAAUGAACCACCGCGGUUCAGCAGACGGCAGCCCAUUGGGAUCGAACCCCAUGGACAACGACGAGGAAAUGGACUCCGACUCCGAUGAGAACGAGACAGACUACCGCGUCAAAACGGAAACAACGGACCGCUUUAUGUCUGAUGCUGAAGGGACGCCGACGGAGACGACCCCGCCCAAGCCCGCUGCCUCAACUAAACAGUCUAUUAUGUCGAUUAUUGACCGCACGCCGGAGACGGACAGCGUGAGGUUGGCUGCGUUUGGGGAUCGCGAGGCGCUUUCCGCGCUGGCUUCUGUUGACGCUCAGGGCGCGGGCGAGUCUGCUGUCCCGUCUAAGAGGAAGUUUGAGUACUCGCCCGAUAAGGAAAACGCGGAGCCUGAUCGCGCGGAGUAG